GUAGCCAGUAUUUCUGUUCUGAAAAGGCACGUGCUGAGUUUUAUGAGGCAAUUGGAUUUUGAAAAUAAUUCAACUACAUCUGGUGGGGAAUCAAAGGCUAAAGUUGCGGUGGUUAGAGCGCGGAUUACUAACCGGAAGGUCCGCGGUUCGAAUCCGACCUCCGCCACUCGACUUCCCCUGUCUAGGCUUGGGCAACCUGGCAGUAUCCCAGCCCUCGUGCUUCCUUCGGGUGGCAUGGCAGCUAGGCACCGGAAGGGUGCUACAGCUGAACGCUUUUUCUUUUUUGUUAGCGUUUUCAUGAAUGAUGCAGCAGUUAUGCAGAAAAAAGCAGCUACUAAGUUUUUUAAUAAAGGUUUAACCGCGCUAGCCUUUGGGUUCAUGGUUUUGGAGAUCACGAAUGGACCAACCGGAAUAGAGAAUAAUGGACGACAAGUUCAACAGUGGUGUGACUGUAGGAAGCGAGAAAUGCAAGCCACAACGCAACACAGAUUAUGGUCGGAACAACCAAAAUCCAAGCUGCCGGGAAAUCUCAUCUGCCCUAAUAAUGCUGCGUCCAUCGAUGUCCCUACCCAACCCCUUCCCACCGCACAAGCAAACGUCCCUGGGACGUUUGGCCGCCAGUUAUCUGACCGGAGAGCCCUAUGCUUCUCGCUGCCUAUUAACAAUAAAGAAAAUAACACCUUUCUAAAUCCACAAAAUCCUUCCUACAUAGAAGCUUUUAUUUUCCGUAAUCUUUGUCAAACAAGCAAUGAUGCUGAGACCUUAUACCCCACUAAAAUCGAUGUAUGUAUGCCUCCGAAACACGCAUGGAAGACCCAAGGGUGGUCGUGCAUCUCAGAACGCCAAGGACGAACUUACCUCAUUCACAUUUCUCCCUUUGUUUGUCCGGUUAUUCAGAGACGAAUGAACCGUGAUAUGUAUGAUGUGGAAGUUGCAUUCGUUCCCAGAGCUGUUCGAUCUUUGCUGGUUUGGAUCUCAGUGAACAGUUGUCUUUCCAUAUCCAGCUCCAACACGGUCACUGCCUCUCAGCAUAAAAAGCGGUGCCUGCUUAUAGUAUCGGCUUAUGCCCCAACGGAGUGCAGUUCCGACGCUGAGAAAGAUACUUUCCAUUGA
Molecule: messenger RNA, 1113 nt
Organism: Opisthorchis viverrini
Lineage: Eukaryota; Metazoa; Platyhelminthes; Trematoda; Opisthorchiida; Opisthorchiidae
Exons: 4
Coding region: 43-1113 (356 amino acids)
Source: RefSeq, a predicted model, not a curated record